UACUUGAAUUAAUCCUUCUCCAUUAUAAGUUGCACUCGAAAUCUACGUACAUUAUUAUCGAGUCAUACUUAUACGUAAUUAAGUUCGAGUAUUAUUAUGGAGAGUGUGAUUAGGAGGAGGAAGAAAGGGGUGGUGAAACCAGUAAAGGUUAAUAAAGGAAGAGCGAUAAUGGAAGAAGACGACGACGACGAGCCACUAAGUCCGUCGUCGGCGGCGUUUCAUACGGCGAACUUUAAUGUACAUGUGUUAGCUAUUAUGGGGUCCACCACUCCUGCUAAUGUUGAGCUUAUUAAGGCUAAGUUCCCCAACACCCUUCUUAAGCAUCCUCGUUUCUCAAGUGUUGUGAUAGGAGAUCCAAGUAAAGGAGAAGAGCUGAGAUGGAAGAGAACAGAAGUAGACAUAGACAAACACAUAAUAAUCCCAAAAAUAAACCUUGAAAACUUAGAGUCGUCGUCGUCACCAGACAAGUUUGUCGAAGACUACAUAUACAACCUCAGCAAAACAACCUUAGACAAAUCAAGACCACUUUGGGAACUCCAUAUUCUCCAACUUGAGAUCUCUAAGGAAGUAAAAUCCCUAGGAAUAUUCCGGAUUCAUCACUCACUCGGAGAUGGCACGUCUCUAAUCUCUCUACUUUUAGCCCUAACGCGCAAGACCUCUGAUCCCGAGGCCUUGCCUACAAUUCCUGUCCAAAAAGUAAAUAACAAUAACAAUAACAAUAAUAAUCGUCGAGGAUUAUUUUUUUGGAGAUGGAUAAUAAUGGCCAUAUGGUUUGUUCUACGAUUGUUUUGGAACACUUUGAUCGACACAUCGUUGUUUGUGGCAACCUCCCUGUUUUUGAAGGAUAGUUCUGUUCUUCAGAGUUCUAGUGGAGGUGCAAAUAUAAACACCCGUAGGCGCAUGGUUUACAAGAGUUUUAGCCUUGAUGAUAUGAAAUUGGUGAAGAAUGCUAUUGGUGGAACGAUCAAUGAUGUCGCUCUAGGGAUUACACAAGGUGGUUUAUCUCAAUAUCUUAGCAGAAAAUAUGAUGAUGGAAACAAUCAUGAAGACACCAAAGAAAAAAAGAAAGGACUUGCUAAGAAUAUUCUCCUUAGAUCACUGCUUUUGAUCAACUUACGACCAUCUGGAGGAAUACAGGCAUUAGCUGAUAUGAUGGAGAAAGAUUCAGAGGCAAAAUGGGGAAAUCCAGUAGGAUACGUUCUUCUUCCAUUCAUCAUUGGUUUACGCAAUGAUCCUUUGGAUUACAUCCGAGAAGCCAAGAACACAGUUGAUAGAAAGAAGCACUCGUUAGAGGCCUUCUUCUCGCAUUUCAUGGCUCAAAUUGUUUUGAAGUUAUUUGGUACCAAGGUUGCAAGUUCUAUAUCUGAUAGAUUAUUUUCUCAUGUAACAAUCGCCUUCUCCAAUUUACCUGGACCUUUGGAAGAGAUUAGCUUAUGUGGUCAUCCUGUCUCUUUAAUGGCCGGAUCUUCCUAUGGUCAACCAAAUCCUGUGAUGAUAAAUUUCCAGAGUUAUAGUGACAAGAUGACAUUAACCCUAGCAGUUGAUGAAUACGCAGUUCCUGAUCCUCAUCAAUUGUGUGAUGACAUUGUUCAAACUCUCAAACUAGUCAAGGAAGCUGUGAUUACACAAGCCACCCUUGUCAAUAAAAACUCUUAAUAUCAAAAUAUUUACCCUUUGUACGUACUCGUCUCACGUCGAAGGAUAGAAAGAAUGACAUACAUAUAAUACUGAUAUUAUUUACCGCAUUUGUUAAGGUAAAAAUCGUCGAAAAUCCUGUCAAAACAAAAAAAUCGUCGAAAAUAUUGUUCAAAAUUAGUGGAUCAGUGGUCCUUAAUUCAAGGGACAUAGUUUAAGUCUAUUGAUUAUUUUAUUUUUUUGGUGUACUUAAGUCUAUUGAUUAUGGGUUAGUUGGUUAGUUGGUUUUUACAUUAGGCCACUAACUUAGUCAUGGGGUUAUUCUUAGUUAUUGUUAUGUUUAUUUUUUUGAUAAUGUGUUGUUAACAUUGUUAUGCUUAUAUAAAGCUUAUACGUAGUACUCCGUAUUUGUGAAUUGUGAUAUUGUUAAUUGAACUAAAGCAAUAUAAAUAUCCUAUGUUCUUUGUUGUUUUC
This is a messenger RNA of Spinacia oleracea (spinach), 2109 nucleotides long. Its product is annotated as wax ester synthase/diacylglycerol acyltransferase 11-like. The record is from RefSeq and is a predicted model, not a curated record. The coding region runs from base 97 to 1656 and encodes 519 amino acids. The transcript has 7 exons. Gene Ontology annotation, molecular function: diacylglycerol O-acyltransferase activity. Lineage: Eukaryota; Viridiplantae; Streptophyta; Magnoliopsida; Caryophyllales; Amaranthaceae. Gene Ontology annotation, biological process: triglyceride biosynthetic process. Gene Ontology annotation, cellular component: plasma membrane.